Molecule: messenger RNA, 414 nt
Organism: Brassica napus (rape)
Lineage: Eukaryota; Viridiplantae; Streptophyta; Magnoliopsida; Brassicales; Brassicaceae
Source: the annotation of a RefSeq genome assembly
AUGCUUAGUUAUAACCCAAAAAGAACCAAAUUUCGUAAACAACAUCGAGGAAGACUAAAAGGAAUAUCCUCUCGUGGGAAUCGUAUUUGUUUUGGCAGAUAUGCUCUUCAAACACUUGAACCCGCUUGGAUUACAUCUAGACAAAUAGAAGCAGGGCGACGAGCAAUGACACGAAAUAUACGACGUGGUGGAAAAAUUUGGGUACGUAUAUUUCCAGACAAGCCAGUUACAGUAAGACCCGCGGAAACGCGUAUGGGUUCUGGGAAAGGAUCCCCAGAGUACUGGGUAGCUGUGGUUAAACCAGGUAAAAUCCUUUAUGAAAUGGGUGGUGUACCAGAAAAUAUAGCCAGAAAAGCUAUUUCAAUCGCGGCAUCAAAAAUGCCUAUAAAAACCCAAUUCAUUAUUUCUGAAUAG